Coniosporium apollinis CBS 100218 is the source of this 1530-nucleotide messenger RNA. RefSeq lists its product as uncharacterized. Gene Ontology annotation, molecular function: oxidoreductase activity; heme binding. The coding region runs from base 1 to 1530 and encodes 509 amino acids. NCBI's taxonomy places the organism in Eukaryota, Fungi, Ascomycota, Dothideomycetes. The transcript is spliced from 3 exons. The record is from RefSeq and is a predicted model, not a curated record.
AUGUCGAAGGUGUUCGAUUAUGAAGAGGUGGCCAAACACAACACCGCCGAGUCCUGCUGGGUGAUACUCUACGGCUCCGUCUGGGACGUGACCUCCUUCCUCCCCUCGCACCCAGGCGGCUCGAAGAUAAUACUCCAGCUCGCGGGCACCGACGCGACAGAAGAGUACGACCCGAUCCACCCACCAGGCACGCUCGAAGAAUCCCUCCCGUCCUCCGCGAAACUCGGCACCAUCGAUCCAGACACCCUACCAAAGACCGAAACAGCGCCCGCAGACGACGAUCCCACAGACACCGGUCCCCCGCCCCUCGAAGACCUCCUCAACCUCGACGACAUAGAAGAAGCAGCCACGAAACAGCUCAGCAGAAAGGCAUGGGCCUACUACUUCUCCGCGAGCGACGACCUCGCCACCAAAUCUCACAACAACACCGCAUACCGCCAGAUCCUCCUCCGCCCGCGCAUCUUCCGCGACUGCACGCACUGCUCCACCGCCACCACCCUCCUCGGCCACAGCGUCAACAUCCCCAUCUACGUCGCGCCGGCCGCAAUGGCGCGGCUCGCGCACCCGGACGGCGAAGCCGGCAUCGCAGCCGCGUGUGCGCGCUUCGGCGCCGUGCAGGUCGUGAGCAACAACGCGUCGCAGACGCCCGAGCAGAUCGUGGCGGGCGCGGCGGAGGGGCAGGUGUUUGGGUGGCAGCUGUACGUGCAGACGGAGCGGGCGAAGAGCGAAGCCAUGCUCGCGCGGAUAGCGAAACUGCCGGCUUACAAGUUCCUCGUCCUCACGCUCGAUGCGCCGGUGCCCGGGAAAAGGGAACACGACGAGCGCAGCAAGAACAUCGGCGCUAACCUGCCUAUACGGUCGUCUGUGCAGGAGGGCUCAGCCUCGACCACAUCGCCUGACCCCGAGGCGGCCUCGGCAAAAGAGAUCCCAGCCCCAACCGGCGGCGUCGGAAAGGCGCUCUUCGCGGGCACGGCGCCGGACCUGACAUGGGCGACCACGCUGCCGUGGUUAGAGAAACACACCACUCUCCCCAUCGUGCUGAAGGGCAUACAAACGCACGAGGACGCCUACAUAGCCUCCCGCCAUCCGCAGGUCAAGGCCAUCGUGCUGAGCAACCACGGCGGGCGCGCCAUGGACACAGCCCCGCCCGCCGUGCACACGCUGCUGGAGAUCCGGAAGUACUGCCCCGACGUCUUCGAGCGCGUCGAGGUGUGGGUGGACGGCGGGAUCAAGCGGGGCACGGAUGUGGUUAAGGCGCUUUGUCUUGGUGCGAAGGCGGUCGGAGUCGGGAGGGCGGCGCUGUUUGGGUUGGGGGCCGGGGGGCAGCAGGGCGUGGAGAGGGUGUUGGAGAUUCUGAAGGCCGAGACGGAGACGGCGAUGAGGUUGUUGGGGGUUGAGAGGGUGGAGGAGUUGGGGUUGCAGCAUAUCAAUACGCGCAGAGUGGAACAGGAGAUCUAUGAUGGGCCGGCUAAUCUGGAGGGGCCGUCCUUGUGGGAGAAGGCUUCGACAGCCAUCAAGGCCAAGUUGUGA